AUGGCAACGCCGGAAGAAAGACACCCAGAGAUCUUUAAACCCAUAAAUUGGGAGUCAUGUCGAGGCAAGAAGCGAACGGUGCCCAUGGAAUGCCUAUGUUUAGGGUUUAACCGGACUGGCACUGCGACCAUGUGCUGUGCAUUAGAGAUCCUCGGCGUGCCCUGUUGGCACUCAGUCCAGUUCAUGUCGAGUCGCUUCUCCGAUCUCAAGAUGUGGCAGGAAGCUGUGGACCGAAAAUUCUUCAAUAAAGGCCCAAAAUUUGGUCGCCCCGAGUUCGACCAGUUAUUGCACGACUUCGGUGCCGUCUCCUCGGAUACACCCGCUAUCGCAUUCGCCGAAGACCUCAUUGAGGCGUACCCGGAGGCCAAGGUGGUGCUUGUGCAUCGAGACAUUGACUCGUGGUAUGAAAGCUGGAUGAAUAGCGUGAUCAAGAGCACGUUUGAUCCCGUCAUCUCGGUCAUAUACCACAUCGAGCGGUUCUUCGUCCAUCCGUUAGGCAAGAUCCAUAGGUCGAGUUUGGAUGGGUGGGCGGGUAUCCGCAAUAAGGAAGAUGCGCGGCUUAAGAGCAAAGCCAAGUUCCGAGAGCAUUAUGCGCUGGUACGGAGGGUCACCCCGAAGGACAGGUUAUUGGAGUUCAAUCUGUCUGAAGGUUGGGAGCCGCUUUGUCAGUUUUUGGGGAAGCCGAUCCCAGACGUGCCAUUUCCCCAUGUGAACGAGAAAAAAUAUUUUGAUGAGAUGGUAAAUCUUUUCUUGAUGCGGGCAUUAAGGUCUCUGGCCAGAAAGCUUUUCAUAUACUUGGGGCCGGUGAUUGUGGCCGGAGUCGGGUAUUAUGCAUACUCUCGUCUUGAGGGAAGGACGAGGCCAUGA
Molecule: messenger RNA, 867 nt
Organism: Penicillium macrosclerotiorum
Lineage: Eukaryota; Fungi; Ascomycota; Eurotiomycetes; Eurotiales; Aspergillaceae
Product: sulfotransferase family protein
Exons: 2
Coding region: 1-867 (288 amino acids)
Source: RefSeq, a predicted model, not a curated record